CAAUAAAUUAGUGGAAUGGCUAUGACAAAAAAUAACUCUUCUCAUUUAAGAGAAUGUCAGUUAAAUGACUUAAACAUUUUCUUGUUUGUUUUUUUUUUCUUUAAUUUUCAGAAAGGACUUACACCAGCUGCCCCAGUUCAUGCCAACAGAGAAGAUGCAGCUACCCAGACGAAUCUGGGAUUUAUCCAUGCGUUUGUCGCUGCCAUAUCAGUCAUCAUAGUGUCUGAACUCGGCGACAAGACAUUUUUCAUAGCAGCCAUCAUGGCGAUGCGUUAUAACCGGCUGACUGUGCUGGCUGGUGCCAUGCUUGCCUUGGCCUUGAUGACAUGCUUGUCGGUUUUGUUCGGCUAUGCCACAACGGUCAUCCCCAGGGUGUAUACCUACUAUGUUUCAACUGCACUCUUUGCCAUUUUUGGCAUUAGAAUGCUUCGGGAAGGUUUGAAGAUGAGCCCAGAUGAGGGUCAGGAGGAACUGGAAGAAGUUCAGGCAGAGUUAAAGAAGAAGGAUGAAGAAUUCCAGCGAACCAAACUCUUAAAUGGACCAGAUGUUGAAACUGGUACAAGCACAACAAUACCUCAGAAAAAGUGGUUGCAUUUUAUUUCACCCAUUUUUGUUCAAGCUCUCACUUUAACAUUCUUGGCAGAAUGGGGAGAUCGCUCUCAACUCACUACCAUUGUUCUGGCAGCUAGAGAGGAUCCCUAUGGUGUAGCAGUGGGUGGAACAGUGGGACACUGUUUAUGCACUGGAUUGGCAGUAAUUGGAGGAAGGAUGAUAGCACAAAAAAUAUCUGUUAGAACAGUGACAAUCAUAGGAGGCAUCGUUUUUCUGGCGUUUGCAUUUUCUGCACUAUUUAUAAGUCCAGACUCUGGUUUUUAAAAAGCUGUUCAUCUGUAUUCAGCUUAAGAUAUGCAACUUUCUGUACAUAGUGUACAUUACAACUAAAAGUAAUGGAAAACACUGUAUUUUGUAGUAUUAAUUUUUAAGUUUGACUCAUUUAAUGAAGUAUUAUGUCCAAAAGAGAUAAUCAUUGAUUCUAGUUGUAAAAAAAUUUAGAAGUCUGACUUCUAAGUGUGGGUUUUUCCUCUGGCCUAAUUAUGUUAACACCUCAGCCCUUAGGUCUGUUCUGAUACAUGUGUCCAGUGCAGUGAGAUUGACCACUUGAGUUUUCUUGCAGCAUGACCCUUUUAUAAAUAGUUUCUCCUUGGACACUGGGGUGUUUAUAUAUAUGUAUAUCUUAAACAUUUCCUUGGGGGAAAGAAUGAAAUAUUUCUACUUUUAAAACCAUAUUCCUGAGCCAGUAAAGUAAUCAGUAGUUUUGUCCUUCGGGAAUUAGGAUUAAAGAGAGAAAUAAGGUUUACUGUUGUAUCAAUAACAUGCCCUAAGACUUGUUGGCUAGGCCCAUUCUCCCUCUUAUUUUUUUUUAAUUGGGUAAGAUACCCAAUAUAAAAAUAGUCAAUAUUUGACAACAUGGGCUUACCAAGUUAAAAGAAUACUAUGAAUGUAUUCCUAUUUUUUCUAUACUGAAUAAACAAUGUAACAGAUACAAUGUAAAUAAAAGUGGUAUGACUAGUA
Molecule: messenger RNA, 1572 nt
Organism: Myodes glareolus (Bank vole)
Lineage: Eukaryota; Metazoa; Chordata; Mammalia; Rodentia; Cricetidae
Source: RefSeq, a predicted model, not a curated record